AUGGCUGAUGAUGCUGGUUUCGACGUCGACGAUAUGCUCGAAAAUGCCUUGGAGUCGAAAUCGUCAGAGACAGUGAGCACUGAUACCAAGGAGACCCCAGCAGCCGAGAAAGAUAAGGAGAACGGUUCGUCGAAAAGAAAGAAGGACAAGACUCGAAGCAAGAGUCGUUCAAGGUAG
Messenger RNA from Haemonchus placei, 177 nucleotides. NCBI's taxonomy places the organism in Eukaryota, Metazoa, Nematoda, Chromadorea, Rhabditida, Trichostrongylidae. The record is from the annotation of a GenBank genome assembly.